This is a messenger RNA of Dentiscutata heterogama, 306 nucleotides long. The record is from the annotation of a GenBank genome assembly. NCBI's taxonomy places the organism in Eukaryota, Fungi, Glomeromycota, Glomeromycetes, Diversisporales, Gigasporaceae.
AUGAAUCAUGAAGUAUGCCAAUUAGUUGAUUCUAUUCAUGGCAAAACAAAACUUAAUGUAUGUGGAUAUUUAUUAGUAAAAGAUAAAAAUCAGAAUGAAAAGUAUUAUUGGUAUUGCAAGUAUAAAAAUGCACUAAAAUGUAAUGGAAGAGCGACAACAAACUUAGUAGGCAAAGAGCACUUAUUAAUGAAAUUUGUCGAACACAAUCAUGCACCAAUCGCAAGCCAUUUUGAUAUAGUUCAAAUACUCAAUUCAAUGAAAAAUGUAGCUUCCGGAAGUUCAGACCCCCCAGCACAAAUAAUUUAA